AAUCACCACUCUCAAGGCCCACAAAUUCCUGUAGGCUCCUUCCACUUCCUAGAAGAUCCGUCUUCAUCGAUUCCUGCAGACUCCUCCCACUUCCUAGAAGAUCCGCCUUCAUCUUGCACCUCGGCUGUUGAUUUCUUUUCCCUUCCUGGACUCGGCCAUCUGCUCGUCCUACCUGGCAUUUCCCAGAAGCCCCAGCGCCGGGAAGGAGUUUGCAGCUGCUCGGUCAUCGUGCGGCCCGACGCGAGCCCGCGCUGGUGUGCAGGCCCGGCUCUGUGCCUGGUCUCUGGUGUGAAGGUUUACGCGAGGCCCCUGCUUCGGUCCCCGGACUAGGCCGCAACCCCGGGCUCCAUGAAGCAGGAGGGCUCGGCGCGGCGCCGAGGCGCCGACAAGGCAAAGCCGCCGCCGGGAGGGGAACAAGAACCGCCGCCGCCGGCCCCCCAGGAUGUGGAGAUGAAAGAGGAGGCAGCAGCUGGGAGCGGCUCCGCGGGGGAAGGAGACGGCAAGGCUGCUGCGACCGAGCACUCCCAGCGAGAGUUGGACACUGUCACCUUAGAAGACAUCAAAGAGCAUGUGAGACAGCUAGAGAAGGCCGUUUCCGGCAAGGAGCCUCGGUUUGUGCUGAGGGCACUGCGGAUGCUGCCAUCCACGUCACGACGCCUCAACCACUAUGUUCUGUAUAAGGCCGUGCAUGGCUUCUUCACCUCCAAUAACGCCACUCGAGAUUUCUUGCUACCCUUCCUAGAAGAACCCAUGGACACAGAGGCCGACCUACAGUUCCGUCCUCGCACAGGAAAAGCUGCGUCAGCGCCCCUCCUGCCUGAGGUGGAAGCCUAUCUCCAGCUGCUCAUGGUCAUCUUCCUGAUGAACAGCAAGCGCUACAAAGAGGCACAGAAAAUCUCUGACGACCUGAUGCAGAAGAUCAGCACUCAGAACCGCCGAGCCCUGGACCUCGUAGCUGCAAAGUGUUACUAUUACCACGCCCGGGUCUACGAGUUCCUGGACAAGCUGGAUGUGGUGCGCAGCUUCUUGCAUGCCCGGCUCCGGACAGCCACCCUCCGGCAUGAUGCUGACGGACAGGCUACCCUUUUGAACCUUUUGCUUCGGAAUUACCUACAUUACAGCUUGUAUGACCAGGCUGAGAAGCUAGUGUCCAAGUCUGUGUUCCCCGAACAGGCUAACAACAAUGAGUGGGCCAGGUACCUCUACUACACAGGGCGAAUCAAGGCUAUCCAGCUGGAGUACUCUGAAGCCCGGAGAACGAUGACCAAUGCCCUUCGAAAGGCACCACAGCACACAGCAGUUGGCUUCAAACAGACGGUGCACAAGCUUCUGAUUGUGGUGGAGCUGCUGCUGGGGGAGAUCCCAGACCGCCUGCAGUUCCGUCAGCCCUCCCUAAAGCGCUCUCUCAUGCCCUACUUCCUUCUCACACAAGCUGUUAGGACAGGAAAUCUUGCCAAGUUCAACCAAGUCCUGGAUCAGUUUGGGGAGAAGUUUCAAACAGAUGGGACCUACACCCUAAUUAUCCGACUGCGACACAAUGUGAUUAAGACAGGUGUGCGUAUGAUCAGCCUGUCCUAUUCCCGUAUCUCCCUGGCGGACAUCGCCCAGAAGCUGCAGCUGGACAGCCCAGAAGAUGCAGAGUUCAUUGUCGCCAAGGCUAUCCGGGACGGUGUGAUUGAGGCCAGCAUCAAUCAUGAGAAGGGAUACGUCCAAUCCAAAGAGAUGAUUGACAUCUACUCCACCCGGGAACCUCAGCUGGCUUUCCACCAGCGCAUCUCCUUCUGCCUGGACAUCCACAACAUGUCCGUCAAGGCCAUGCGCUUUCCUCCCAAAUCCUACAACAAGGACCUGGAGUCUGCAGAGGUGAGCAAGAAUCAAGGGUGGACCUUUUCAAAAGGGAAGCAGGGAGGGACCUGGAGGGCAGGGCAGCCCCUGCCUUGGGUGGAGCCGUCAGCCCCUCUCCUCACAGGAACGGCGGGAGCGGGAGCAGCAGGACUUGGAGUUUGCCAAGGAGAUGGCGGAGGAUGACGACGACAGCUUCCCUUGAGCCAGGGCCUGGGGAGGGGUGGGCUGAGUGGAGACUGGCUUUUUGUCUUUUCCCUCAGAGGUCCCCUGCCCGGGAAACUGUUCUCCGCUUCCCACACACAGCUCACAGACUGCAUAUGUGCAGGGGUCAGGGAUGCUGGGAGCCAACCGUCCCCUUCUUGCUACCAUGCCUCUCUGUAGCUGGUGACAGUACACUGUGGGCAGGAGAACGGGUGGCAGCCUCCUGGAGGCAGAGUCCUGCCUCAUGGUGGUGUAGGCAGCAGGAGGGGACGGACAGAACCAUGGAUUAGGGUGUGGACUAGGGCCUGGAGUUGGGGCACAUUGGGUUCUAUGUUUUUGAAGCUUCAAUUAUGAUUUUUAAACAAUAAAAAGUUCUCCAAAACCCCA
Molecule: messenger RNA, 2433 nt
Organism: Rattus rattus (black rat)
Lineage: Eukaryota; Metazoa; Chordata; Mammalia; Rodentia; Muridae
Gene: Psmd3
Product: proteasome 26S subunit, non-ATPase 3
Exons: 11
Coding region: 349-2028 (559 amino acids)
Biological process (GO): regulation of protein catabolic process; ubiquitin-dependent protein catabolic process
Cellular component (GO): proteasome complex; proteasome regulatory particle, lid subcomplex
Molecular function (GO): enzyme regulator activity; protein binding
Source: RefSeq, a predicted model, not a curated record